Molecule: messenger RNA, 1366 nt
Organism: Annulohypoxylon truncatum
Lineage: Eukaryota; Fungi; Ascomycota; Sordariomycetes; Xylariales; Hypoxylaceae
Exons: 2
Coding region: 173-1264 (363 amino acids)
Biological process (GO): peptidyl-histidine methylation, to form tele-methylhistidine
Molecular function (GO): protein-L-histidine N-tele-methyltransferase activity
Source: RefSeq, a predicted model, not a curated record
UAUCAUAAUAGGUACUACCCUGCAUUAGUAUUUCUGCAUUUUUAUAUCACUUUGUCGGUUUUCCCCCCAAGGAUCUGCAGACGCACCUUUGUCACAAACCCUGAUACCGUAACUCUACAACGUCGAAUACCAAGAAACAAGGUCGAGUCCUAGGCUGGCCCGCCCUAUCAACAUGUCUGGGAACUUCUCCUUUUCCUUUUCUGGUGACGACAUAGAGGACGAAGGCGAGUUAAAUUCCGCGGCCCCCAAUGCCAGCGAAUCUGUGCAGCCGCAACCUUCCGCCAGUGCGUUUCCUGUAGCGGGUAAACCUUUACUCCCUGCCACUUCUCAUGACCUACAUCACAUGCUCGCUCAGCUACCGUCAAAGGUCGCUUACGGCAUCUUGGAUAUAGAUCUCGAUGGCAGUGGGGAUAUCCAGUUAGCUCGGAGAGAGCUCUGGGAUGUUAGAGUCCAACUUAUGGCCGAGGAUAAUGGGGGUGAGACCGAGCCUGGCCUGGGCAACCAUGAUGUGAAGACUGGUGUAUAUGAAGGCGGGUUCAAGUCCUGGGAGAGCAGUGUGGACCUCGUCAAGGUCCUUUCACCCUCGAAGGACUUUCUCGCUGAUGAGACCGUAAUCCCGACCAUUAUCGAGCUCGGCUGUGGCACAGCUCUACCUUCAUUAGCUCUCUUUCAGUGGAGCCUCAGUCGUCGGACGCCCCAGAAGAAUUCCACACUUUCUAUAGUAUUGGCCGACUAUAAUCCAACGGUUCUGCAGCUUGUGACACUGCCCAACUUUAUCUUGUGCUGGGCCCUUCAUCAACGACGGGAGCUGCCUCUCUUGGAAGAUGCGUUUUCAGAGGGAGAACUAGAUCUAACGCCAGACGUCAUUGGGGCCUUUGAAGAAUUCUUAUCGGCUCAGAAGAUUUCUCUUUCUUUCUUCUCAGGCGCUUGGUCGACUGAAUUUAUCGACCUUGUUAGUUCUAGAAAGAUACCCACUACAGGAAACGGUGCCAAACAGCAUACUAUCAUACUCGGCGCAGAGACCAUUUAUUCUCCCUUUGCACUUGGCUCCUUUACGCAAACCAUAUUCUCCUUUAUGAAGCAGGAGAGGGAGCAGGGAAAUGCUGCCGAAGCCUUGGUCGGCGCUAAGAAGCUUUAUUUCGGCGUAGGCGGCUCAUUAGACGACUUCGUCGCCAGGGCCCGAGAACUGGGUGCCAACGUAGAAGAACUCCGAGAAGAGGCAGAGGGUGUCCGACGCGGCGUUGUUCGUUGUAGUCUCCCUUAAAAACACCCACAUAGCCACAAGGUGAGGUCUAGGGUUCGCAUAAACCCAAGCUGUCGCCAUUCUUGUGAUAGUGAGAUACGCGAGGUCAUUCAUUCUCUCGCU